Botrytis byssoidea is the source of this 1962-nucleotide messenger RNA. RefSeq lists its product as uncharacterized. The record is from RefSeq and is a predicted model, not a curated record. Bases 1 to 1962 code for a protein of 653 amino acids. The transcript is spliced from 3 exons. NCBI's taxonomy places the organism in Eukaryota, Fungi, Ascomycota, Leotiomycetes, Helotiales, Sclerotiniaceae.
AUGGGAUCUCUACAUGCAGCUUCCAUGCAUGGGAUUCCUACAACAACUUCAAAACAUGUCGGUUUCAACAAUGUUUACCACAAUGGACACCGUGGAUUAAAUUUCCUUUCUAAACUGCCGUACAUGGAACCAAUUCCUGAAACGACAGCCCAAGGAACCCAAAUGGAAGUGACUGGCUAUUCCAGCCAGUUACCGUGCUCUAUGAAAGCAUCAGGCAUCAAUUAUGCCACUGACGGUUUUCAUUCAAGAACCCCAUUCCAAGGAACAACUGGAUUUUCUUUACGUCAUACAGAACCUACCAAGGGACAAUACAGUGGAUUAUCCUGGAACGGAAAAAAUGAGGGUUUACAGUACUCACCUCGUGAAUCUAAUUCCCAAGGACCCAAUGGAUUUUCUGAUUCUUCUCUUUAUAUCCCAGUGGCUCAUAUGACAAGUCAACGGUGGCCCGCCGAUUUGACUUCAGGUCUUGAGUCUGAGGAAAUGACCCGCUUUCCAUCCAAGGAUUCAUCAAGGACAACUCAGUCAACAUCAACAACUGAGUCUAUGCCAAUGGGAUACUUGCCCAAUGGCUCUCAGGCACAUUAUCAAAUGACAUCUGCAAGAUCAGAUAUUACAGGUAGAUCAGCUAGUCCAGCCAACACUCUUCUGUACACUCCAACAGCACAAUUUGAUUUUCAAUCUGCGUUCGACAGCUUCCAGUACCCAGGAGGAGAUGAGUCAGCCGGGAAUGAUUACCAAGUACCAGUCACCAGUGGAUUCCAGCAGCCACCAACUUUGUCGUUGACAACAGGAGGAUUUGAAAUGUUUUCCAAUAACCAUGGAUUACCUACAAGUAUGACAGCAGCUCCAAGCUCUAUUUCCAGUUAUGUUCACAGCGCACAAGAUUCAGUUUUCUUCGAAAGCCCUGUCUUGGGAUCUCCAGAUAUGUGGGAGACUGCUUUACUUGAAUCUUCUAAACCACACACCCCUAUUGCCGAGGACUCAUGGGCUCUGCCACCACAAAUGAUGUCUUCAACAAACAGCCCAUUGGACUACUCCCCAACCGAAGGCCGAUCACCAAGGUAUGUUCAAGGCCUUCCAGAUUUCGUGGAUUCACCUCCUUACAAGAUCGGCGACAGGACUAUAAGGAAGCCAAUGGGACCCAGAGCUUCCAAAGUAGCUAGUGACACGAACUCCAGACGUGUCCUUGGAACUGAGACAGAGGAGUCCUUCAAGUUGAUGGGACGUUCCAGUCUCGAUGCUGAUAACUCAGCACGUGAUCACCAUUUGUACCAUAAUGUGACGACUCAGUCCGAUGGAUUAUACCACUGCCCAUGGGAAGGAAACGCAUCAUGCCAGCACAAGCCAGAGAAGCUUAAGUGUAACUAUGACAAAUUCGUCGACUCUCACUUGAAGCCAUACCGUUGCAAGAUCGCUGCGUGUGCAGACAACAAAUUCUCCUCCACAGCAUGCCUACUCCGCCACGAGAGAGAAGCCCACGCCAUGCACGGACAUGGGGAUAAGCCCUUCCUUUGCAAGUAUGAUGGAUGCGAGCGCGGCGUCACUGGCAAUGGCUUCCCGCGUCGCUGGAAUCUUUAUGACCACAUGAAGCGCGUACACAAUGACCCAUGCACAUCCAGGAGUGCCGGUGGUUCCCCACCACCUGCUGAGAAGUCAGCCACUGGCUCAAAGAAGCGUAAGCAGGAUGCCAUCACGGAACCAAGUAUCUCGGAUAAGGAACCAGUCAAGAGAGUCAAGUCUCCAGUUGUUAACCAGCAACCAUCCUUGAUUGAAAUCUACCACCAAAGCGAGCAGCGACUCCAGGAGGCUGUGAAACAAUUGCACGAUCCCAAGAGUGCAAAUGGAAUGACCAACUUGAGAAAUGCCAGUGACUGCAUCAAGAUGAUGGCGCAGACUCUUCAAAAGAUCAAUCAGGCAUCUCCAGCCAUGAGCCGUACCUUCAGCCAUGGAUCCAUGGGCUGA